This is a messenger RNA of Alexandromys fortis (reed vole), 613 nucleotides long. RefSeq names its product H2B.U histone 2. The record is from RefSeq and is a predicted model, not a curated record. Gene Ontology annotation, cellular component: nucleosome. NCBI's taxonomy places the organism in Eukaryota, Metazoa, Chordata, Mammalia, Rodentia, Cricetidae. Gene Ontology annotation, molecular function: DNA binding; protein heterodimerization activity; structural constituent of chromatin. The transcript has a single exon. Bases 28 to 408 code for a protein of 126 amino acids.
UCGUCUUGGUGCCGCCAGUGCAGCAGGAUGCCGGAGCCUUCCCGCUCCACUCCAGCCCCCAAGAAGGGUUCCAAAAAAGCCAUUACCAAGGCGCAGAAAAAGGACGGCAAAAAACGCAAACGGGGCCGCAAGGAGAGCUACUCCAUCUAUGUGUACAAGGUGCUGAAGCAGGUGCACCCCGACACUGGCAUCUCGUCCAAGGCCAUGGGCAUCAUGAACUCGUUCGUCAACGAUAUUUUCGAGCGCAUCGCCAGCGAGGCCUCCCGCCUGGCACAUUACAACAAGCGCUCGACCAUCACGUCCCGCGAGGUGCAGACGGCCGUGCGUCUGCUGCUGCCCGGGGAACUGGCCAAGCACGCUGUGUCCGAGGGCACCAAGGCUGUCACCAAGUACACCAGCUCCAAGUGAGGCGCUGCGCGGGCGUUCCCAACCCAAAGGCUCUUUUCAGAGCCACCUUCCAAUCUCAAAAAAGGAGCGUGCUAUCUCGUGUGAUAAAGAACUGUCAUUCAUUUGAUGUACUUUGGGAUGGGGAUUGUACUGGACAUUGGGACACGAAGGUAAUACAUGCCUUCUUUAUAAAGAUACAUUAAUAAAGAAAUUGAUUUGAUUUAAU